UUUAUGCCGAGUAGCAGAUUAAUACCUAAGUCCUAUUUUUGGCGGUAUAAAUACCUUCCGUCACUACUCUGGAACUUCCGUAGGUACCUCUCCGUUUUUUGCAUUGUAAUGUGCCAGGUGUCGUGCCAUGUCAUUAAAAUUUAUGCCACAUCAAAAUAAAAAUACCCUCUUAAAAUAAAACCCUAAGAUUAAUUAAACCCUCUUAAAAUCAAAAUAAAAAUACUUAGAAAAAAACCAGAAAAAUAAAAAAUAAAUAAAUAGUUUAUAUAACUCAAACCUAAAUAAUCUGAGGCUAAACUUUUCCACUUUUCCACCAUUGUUGUAAGCUCGAAGGUGACAGUGAGGCAAUGGGACGGUGGUUUUGCGAUUGUAAACCACCAUUGGAAGUUGUGAUUCGCACCUCUAAGACGAUGAAGAAUCCUGGGAGAAGGUUCAAGUGCUGCCCAAUCCAUAAGAGGAAUGGUGGGUGCGAUUUUUUCGAGUGGGUUGACAGGGAGAUGUUUCGAAAUUGUGGAGGUGGAUGUUGUAUCCAUGGAGAUUGGAGUGGGCAUGAAGUUUCGAUGGGGUACUGUUCUGUGCAUCAACAAAGAACAGCCCCUUGCAGCCAUGGAGUUUGUACAAAUGGAGAUGUUCCUACUCAUUGUAGUAGUCAUCACAGUCAUGCACCUUUGGAAGAUUAUAAUGAAAGCACAUCUGCAUUUGAAAGGGGAAAAUAUAAUUAUUGGAUUUGGUUUUUAGGUUGUGUAGUUAUAGUUGUACUCUAUGUAAUGUUGUUCUGAAAUGAAGAAGGUUAAGAAUUGUACUAGAAACCUUUAAUGUAUGAAUGAAUGACUCUUUUAUGUAUGAAUGAAUUACUCUUUUUUAUUAAGUGAUAUUGCAUGAAUUGUGUGGGUUUUGAUUUAUAUUUAGUAUUUUACAAAGGGAAAUAAUCAAAAGAUACAACCAUUAGGUUUGCAUCAUCAGAUACAAAGUGUGGACAAAAGACAUAAAUCCCUUCAGAAUUGAUAUCCUUAUCCAAAUACACAAAGUUUCAAAAAGACCUAAUACUUGUGCUUUUUAAACAAAAUACAUAACAUAGUUUAAUGGCAUCAAAAGGGUGGACACAAAAUGACAUCAAGUCCACCAAAUUGCCACACAUUAAAUUAGG
Cannabis sativa is the source of this 1147-nucleotide messenger RNA. RefSeq lists its product as uncharacterized. The transcript has 2 exons. The record is from RefSeq and is a predicted model, not a curated record. Gene Ontology annotation, molecular function: zinc ion binding. Lineage: Eukaryota; Viridiplantae; Streptophyta; Magnoliopsida; Rosales; Cannabaceae. Bases 348 to 779 code for a protein of 143 amino acids.